Molecule: messenger RNA, 2450 nt
Organism: Carya illinoinensis
Lineage: Eukaryota; Viridiplantae; Streptophyta; Magnoliopsida; Fagales; Juglandaceae
Product: E3 ubiquitin-protein ligase ORTHRUS 2
Exons: 9
Coding region: 136-2262 (708 amino acids)
Biological process (GO): negative regulation of gene expression via chromosomal CpG island methylation; protein ubiquitination
Molecular function (GO): ubiquitin protein ligase activity; metal ion binding
Source: RefSeq, a predicted model, not a curated record
AACACCCGCCGUCUAUUUUAUUUUGAGUUGAAAAAGAUCUAUUUCCCCCAGAGCUGACCUGCAUUUCAAACGUCUCCGCCUUUACUCUCUCACUCGCCUCUAGCCUUGUCUCAUCAGAUUGCGCAUCUCAAUCUCAUGACUUCUCACUCAUCACUCCCUCCCAUGGCGCAAGUUCGCCAACUGCCCUGCGACGGUGACGGUGUUUGCAUGCUCUGCAAGGUCAAGCCAUCCGACGAAGACAACCUCUCCUGCAAAACCUGUGCCACCCCCUGGCACCUCAACUGCCUCACCUCCCGUCCCGAGACAAUCGCCUCCGCUCUCCAAUGGGAAUGCCCCGACUGCACCUCUCUCUCCCUCGACCUCCCGCCUGCUACUGCUUCCGGCGGCGCCUCCGACGACCUUAUCGCUAAGAUCCGUGAGAUUGAGGCUGAUGCGUCUCUCACAGAGCGUCAGAAGGCGAAGAUGCGUCAGGAGUUGAUGAUGAGGGGAAAUGCUUGUCUCGAUGGCGAUGAGAAAGACCAUAAGAGGAAGAGAGGAAAGGAGGAGGAGAUGAAUGUUGGACGAGGAGGUGGAAGUAACGAUGUGUUGGAUCUUUUGGAUGGGAGUCUUAACUGCUCCUUCUGUAUGCAGUUACCGGAGAGGCCUGUUACGACACCAUGUGGACACAAUUUCUGCCUUAAAUGCUUCCAGAAAUGGGUUGGGCAAGGGAAGCGUACCUGUGCAAAGUGCCGGUGCUCCAUUCCUUCCAAAAUGGCGAGUCAACCCCGUAUCAAUUCUACCCUUGUGGUAGCUAUUCGAAUGGCAAAGGUUUCCAAGUCAAUUGGUUCUGGAGGGCCUUCAAAGGUAUAUCAUUUUGUACACAACCGGAAUAGGCCUGACAAGGCAUAUACUACUGAGAGGGCUCAGAGGAGUGGGAAGGCCAAUGCUGCAAGUGGGAAGAUAUUUGUCACUAUUUCCCCUGACCAUUUUGGUCCUAUCCCAGCCGAAAAUGACCCAGAAAGGAAUCAGGGUGUGCUUGUUGGAGAGUGCUGGGAAGAUAGAUUGGAGUGCCGGCAAUGGGGUGCUCAUUUUCCACAUGUAGCCGGUAUUGCUGGGCAAUCCAACUAUGGUGCACAGUCAGUGGCUCUUUCAGGGGGCUACCAAGACGAUGAAGACCAUGGAGAGUGGUUCCUCUACACUGGAAGUGGAGGCAGAGAUCUUAGUGGGAACAGACGGACAAACAAAGAUCAGUCUUUUGAUCAGAAGUUUGAGAAACUGAACCAGGCGCUUCAAGUUAGUUGCUUAAAAGGGUAUCCUGUUCGAGUUGUCAGAUCCCACAAAGAAAAGCGCUCUUCAUAUGCCCCGGAAAAAGGGGUAAGGUAUGAUGGUGUCUAUAGAAUUGAAAAAUGUUGGCGCAAAGUGGGUAUUCAGGGUUUUAAGGUCUGCAGGUAUCUGUUUGUUAGAUGUGACAAUGAACCUGCCCCAUGGACAAGUGAUGAGCAUGGGGAUCGACCUAGACCUUUACCUGUUAUUUCUGAGCUGAAGAAGGCAACAGAAAUAACGGAGAGGAAGGAUUGCCCAUUAUGGGACUUUGAUGAGGAAGAAUGUUGCUGGAAGUGGAAAAAACCUCCACCACCUAGCAGGAAACGGGUAGCUACUGGGAAGUCCGAAGACAUAAAGAGGUCAAGGAAUGCAAUGAGGCGAGCUCAGAAUAUGAGUGUCAGGGAGAAGCUCCUGAAAGAGUUCAGUUGCCUCAUCUGUCGGCAGGUGAUGACUCUGCCAAUAACAACACCAUGUGCUCAUAAUUUUUGCAAGUUGUGUUUGGAGGAUGCAUUUGCUGGAAAAACUUUUGUGAGGGAGAGAAGCAGAGGUGGGAGGAUGCUUCGAUCCCAGAAAAAUGUCAUGAAUUGUCCAUCUUGCCCAACGGACAUCUCUGAUUUUCUCCAAAAUCCUCAGGUGAAUAGAGAGUUGAUGGAGGUGAUUGAGUCGCUGAAAUCUAAGACUGAAGAGGAGAAUGGGAACUGUAUCGAGUCAAGCGAAGAAACUGAUGGAAAUGAGGAUGGUGAUCCUUCGUCUGCGAGUGCUGAAGCUGACAUAGAGAAUUCAGAAAUCACAGGCGUAGUUGAUGGUGUGCAGACUCUCAACAAAAGCAAGCCCAAAAGAAGCAGAGAGCAUAGGAAAAUAGAUAUUGGGGAAUCAUCUUUAGGAGCAGAAAGACUAAAAGAAGGAAAUGAUUCACCAUCAAGUCCCCUCCAUAUGCAAUCUGAUGACGACUUUCAAUAAUUACUCUAAAAUGGUUGGAUUAUCAGGUAGACUCUUUUCGUCGAGUGGGAUUAUUUUGAGAAGGGGAGAUUCUUGUGACCUUGAGGGUGACUUAUUUUUUUUUUUUAUUGAAGGAAUCUCAACUAUCUAGAAAAGGUUCUUUUUUGGAAUGCUUGAAAUAUAUUUGAUGUAGAAAAUCUAUUUUGAUA